AUGAAGCUCUCGACUACUCUACUCCAGGGCAUUGUGCUCGUUGUCGCGGUCGCUUGGGCGAGUCCUGUCCCUGUUUCGGUUGAUGGGGCUAUUCGAAUCCCUGUGAAGGCGGAUCCGGAUAGGCGGGAUGAGGGGUCUAUUAGAAUUCCUGUGAAGGGCGAUCCAGAUAAACGGGAUGAGGGGUCUAUUCGGAUUCCUGUGAAGGGUGAUCCAGACAAACGGGAUGAUGGGGCUAUUCGGAUUCCAGUCAAAGGCGAUCCAGAUAAACGCGAUGACGGCUCUAUUCGAAUCCCAGUCAAGGGCGAUCCCGAUAAACGUGACGAUGGUUCCAUUAGAAUCCCCGUGAAAGACGACCCAGCCAAACUCCAUUAG
This is a messenger RNA of Aspergillus sclerotioniger CBS 115572, 372 nucleotides long. RefSeq lists its product as uncharacterized. The coding region runs from base 1 to 372 and encodes 123 amino acids. The record is from RefSeq and is a predicted model, not a curated record. NCBI's taxonomy places the organism in Eukaryota, Fungi, Ascomycota, Eurotiomycetes, Eurotiales, Aspergillaceae. The transcript has a single exon.